ACAAGCCUAGCGAGGGGAAAAUCGGAGUUACGUGUUUUUUCCGUUUUUUCAGGUAGCAUCAACGUGUGGAUUAUUUUGAGUGUAGAAUGCCAAGCCGCCAACAAUAUGGCAGAAAAUAAAAACUAAUUUAUCAGCACCCUGGCACCACUGUAAAUGACUACACGCAAGUUUCAAAUCACUCAGUUUUCAUCAAAACCGAACCUAAUCAGAAAUGAGUAAAGGGGAAUUCCACGAAAACUGAGUGAUAUUCACCCAGAUCCAAGGGAAGAGCUGAAAAAGAAAGUGAACCCGAAAAAUUUGAACGUCAGUCGCGUGAUUCAAGGCAAAGAUGGAGCGGUAAUGGUAGUUUUGAAGGAUGAAGGAUCGUCGAAACAGUUGAAGGAGAGUGUCAAGAAGGCAAUGGGAGAUAAAUUUGACGUGUCUGUACGAGAAAGCAUUAAACCUACAAUCAAAAUAGUUGGAAUGAAUGAGGAGUACGAGGAAAAGGAACUACAGGAAAAGCUUGGUCAGCCAGAAUGACGUCUUUCAAGGUCUCAAGUACUUCAAACUGUGGAAGUUCCUGAGCAACCCAAGGCGAGAAUAUGCACAGUACUCUGCGAUUGUGCACAGCAAAAAAUUGUGUAAAAAUGGAAGGUGUAAAAUGGAAUGUUGAAAACAGGAAGGUUCAAUAUUACAUCUGUUUUAGACGAAUUGUCACUAAAAAUUCAGCCUAACAGAUUUUACUCUUAAAAGGUUAAAUAUUUCGAUGGAAGGUGUAAUUUUGUGACGAUUUCGAUGCAAUAUUGCAUAUAACAGGUUUUCGACCUUUUUUUCGAUACCUAAUUUGACAACUGUCAAAACUUGUUGUUUUUCAAAGGCCGCCGCAGAUUGAUUGUUUUGUGUUUGCUGCUGCUCGGGUGCAAGUUUGUUGUGGCAAAGGAAAAUCGUGACGAAAAAGUGAUUCUGCGCGUCCGGGUUGUCCAAAAUGUACAGCAGAGUACGGUUCAUGUGUGUGCUUGUUUGCGCGUUUUCCUCUUACGCGCUGGAAUACUGGUGUGAAGAGAAGGUGUCUAGGAAGUUUUGGGAAAAUUCAGCUUUUGCGGAGAGCGUAAUGACCGGUAACAUGCGACAGGCGCGUGAUCCCGACACGGGAUGGUAGUUCUUCUUCUUUGAUCCCAGAGCCAAAAUCGAGAUCUUCGAACGGCCGUGGCCCAAAUCGACAGUGUUUCCGCGGGGUUACAUCUGCAACUCGAUCAAUCUGGUCUUCCUCCCGUACGUGUUCAACUCGAUCGAACGCGAGGUGGGGAAUCACUUCUCCGCCGAGAGAAUGGCCGCGCUGGACGAUCCGGACUCGCCCGACUUUGAAUCGACCUUCGAGUUCAUCAAGGCGCCAAUCAUCCGCAAGGAAGUGCGCCGGAAGAACGUCAAGCUGCCGCUGAGGAGAGCCGUAACCGACCCUGGCUGUUCAGACCCUUGCACGAGAAGUACCUCUACGUUGGGCGGCGAGGUCUCCUACUACGCAAGAACAGUCCCGCCGUUUCGCCGUUACACCUAUCCGGUUCCCAACGUAAGUCCGCAUCGUCAUCACAAACAGCGAGGAGUCUCCGAUACGGCGUGUCCCCUGUCGAUCGACUCGUGAUCGAAGUUUUCAGCGGCAAUCACUUGGUAAGUGGACUUCAGUGCAAAAUCUCGACAAGUUCUUUACUAACCAUCAACGCUCUUUCCACAGCCCUAACCGCCGCCGAGAAGUAUCCGUUUCAGUUUCCAGACUCGCGUUAACGAGUCCAUCUGGUGCAAAGGGAUCGCGUAGUGUCCGUACGGCGAGAACGAAUCUUUUAUGCACUGUAGAGCACUGCAAAAUCCGCCGCAACUGCCGCCGGACGUCGGUGCUGCAGACACGGCUCAAGUCGAUGGACACAGCCAAUCGGGUAAAUUAAUCUAUAGAAUUCUAAAAGCAAAACGUUACAUUUCGGUUCCUUUCUCAGGAAAAACAACAACGGCGAAGAUUGGUAAAGCGGGCAAAUUCUUCGACUGAUCCGGAACCGGAUCGCGAGUUGACAAGCAGCUGGUACUGGUCUCGUAACCGACGCAGGGCCAAUCGCCAAAGGACGUACCAGUAGGGUGUAAUAUGGUUGUAUGGAAAAAAAUAAAGUUGUCCAAAUUUGGCUAGCACAGCAACUUUUUGGUUCCUUAUAGGGUCCUUAACAACUCCCCAAAGUUUGGGAACGAUUG
Messenger RNA from Culex quinquefasciatus (southern house mosquito), 2211 nucleotides. RefSeq lists its product as uncharacterized. The transcript is spliced from 3 exons. NCBI's taxonomy places the organism in Eukaryota, Metazoa, Arthropoda, Insecta, Diptera, Culicidae. The coding region runs from base 1307 to 1618 and encodes 103 amino acids. The record is from RefSeq and is a predicted model, not a curated record.